UCUGGACACAUGCGCACUGUCGCCGCUGGGGAGAUGGCUAGCUGUCGGGUUUUGCGCCAAGUCUGGUGUGGCUGCCGGCGGGGGCCGGGGGUCCGCCCAGGGUCCCAGGCCUCAAGCUUUGGCACCGAAGCCGGACAUCAGCUGCGCCGAGGAGGAUCCAGCAAGCGGUCGGGGCAGUUGGGGGACCAGCCAUUCGCGGGGGUGCUGCAGCUAGAGAAUCUCACCCGGGAAGGGCUGGUUGAUGUGCUGAGGGCAGCCGUAGUGGACCAGAGAGGACCUCUUGUUACACUGAAUAAGCCACCAGGUCUACCAGUGACAGGAAAACCAGGGGAGCUGACAUUGUUCUCGGUGCUGCCAGAGCUGAGCCAGUCGCUGGGGCUUAAGGAUCGGGAGCUCCAGGUUGUCCAGGCAUCUGGGAAAGACACCUCUGGGCUUGUACUCCUUUCCAGCUGUCCUCAGACAGCGAGCCGCCUGCAGAAGUUCUUCAUCCACUCACGGAGAGCCCAGAGACCCACAGCCACCUACUGUGCUGUCACUGAUGGGAUUCCAGCUACUUCUGAGGGGGAUAUCCAGGCAACUCUGAAACUGGAACACAUUGAUGGUGUUGAUCUAGUAAUUCCAGUGAAGUCCCCAUCCCGGAAAGACUUCCAAGAAGGUGUCAAGAGGACCUUCAGCCACUUCCAUGUGGUGGCCAUGGGCUCUGGCUGUGCCCUGGUCCAGCUGCAGCCACUGACAGUUUACAGGACAUUGAGAUAACAGAAGAACAAGCUAAACAGCAUCACGAAGAAACAAUCAGAUAAAUCCAAAAUGUGGGGCAGUUCUACAAAACAACCAGCCUGGUCCCUUCAAAAGUUCCAAACAAACUAUGGAGGAAGAAAAAGCAGUGCUGCUGCUCUAGAUUAAAAGAAAUUAAAGAUCACCCAAAGGAAUAAAACCUGUGACAAAUGGAAUCAAGGAAGUGAAAGACCUAUACAUUGGAAACUAAGAUACCAAUGAAAAAAACCGAAGACACAAAUAAAUGGAAAGAUAUUCUUGGCUCAUGGAUUGGAAGAAUUAAUGUUAUUAAAAUGUCCACAUGACCCAAAGCAAUCUAUAGAUUCAAUGCAAUCUCUAUCAAAAUUCCAAUGGCAUUUUUCACAAAAAUAGAAAAAUUAAUCCUAUAUCCUGUAUGGAACCACAAAAGACGCUGCACAGUCCAAACAAUCUUUUUUUUUUUUUUUAAGAUUUUUAAGCCAUCUUUAUACCCAACAUGGGGCUCAAAAUAAUGACCCUGAGAUUAAGAGUCACAUACUCCACCAACUGAGCCAGCUAGGAGCCCUCAAAACAAUUCUGAGAAAGGAGAACAAAGCUGGAAGCAUCACACUUACUGACUUCAAACUGUAUUACAAAGCUGUAGCAAUCAAACAGUAUGGUACUGGCAUAAAAGCAGACACCUAGAUCAAAUGAACAGAAUAUAGAACUGCCCAGAAAUAAAGUCACACAUACAAGGUGAAUUAAUUUAUGACAAAGGGGAUACAAAAAGUAUCUCCUUCAGUCUCUUCAAUAAAUGGUACUAGGAAAACUAGAAGCCACAUGCAAAAGAACGAACCCAGACUACAACUUAUAGCACACAUAAAAACCAACUCAAAAUAGAUUAAAGUGAAUUUAAGACCUGAAACCAUAAAACCCUUAGAAGAAAACACUGGCAGUACUAAGCUCCUUGCCAUCAAUCUUGGCAAUGAUUUUUUUUGGAUUUGAUACCAAAAGUAAAGGCAAUAAAAGCAAAAAUAAAAACAUGGGACUAUAACUAAAAAGCUUCUGCACAACAAAGGAAACCAUCAACAAAGUGAAAAGGCAACUCACCAAAUGGGAGAAAGUAUUUGCAAAUCAUAUAUCUGAUAAGGGGCUAAUAUCUAAAAUAUAUUAUAAAGAACUCCUACAAGUCAAUGGCAAAAACACAAGUAAUCUGAUUUAAAAAUGGGCAGAGGAUCUGAACAGACAUUUUUCCAAAGAUGACAGACAGAUGGCCAACAGGCACAUGAAAAGGUGCUCAACGUCACACUAAUCUUGGGGGAACUCCAAGUCAAAACCAUAUGGGAUAUCACCUCACACAUGUAAAAUGGCUAUUUUCAAAAAGGUAAGAAACAAGUGUUGGUAAGGAUGUAAAGAAAAGGGAACGCUUGUGAACUGUUAGUAAGAACUGGUGCAGCCACUGUGGGAAAUAGCAUGGAGCUUCCUCAAAAAAUUAAAAAUAGAAUUAUCAUAUGAUCCAGCAAUUCCACUUCUGAGUAUUUAUCUGAAGGGAAAGAAAGUAUUCCUAUCUUGAAUAUCUGUACCCCCAUGUGCAUGGCAGCCCAUCAAUGGAUGAAUGAAUAAAGAAAAUGUGACUGUCUGUUUAGCUAGCUAGCUAACUAGCAAUCAUGGAAUAUUAUUUAGACAUAAAAAAGAAGGAAAUAUUGCCUUUUGUGAUAAAAUGGUUGGGCUUUGAGAGCAUCACACUAAGUGAAAUAAGUCAGAAAGAUCAAUAUUUCAUGAUGUAAAUUAUAUGUGAAAUCUAAAAUAAAAAUAAAAACA
Mustela lutreola (European mink) is the source of this 2553-nucleotide messenger RNA. It is a transcript of the gene RPUSD3, whose product is annotated as RNA pseudouridine synthase D3. Gene Ontology annotation, biological process: pseudouridine synthesis. Gene Ontology annotation, molecular function: pseudouridine synthase activity; RNA binding. The transcript is spliced from 8 exons. The record is from RefSeq and is a predicted model, not a curated record. Bases 10 to 756 code for a protein of 248 amino acids. Lineage: Eukaryota; Metazoa; Chordata; Mammalia; Carnivora; Mustelidae.